ACCCUGCCCACCACUAUCGUGACUCGAUGCGCACCCAAAUCGAAUAAAAGGCAUAUCUAUUGUUGGCACUGUUGUGCGCCGCGACGACCUGUCAUUGGUUAAGAGGAGGGCAAACGACUUAGGGGCUAUCAAUCAUCACAAUACCACGACUCGACGUCACCGCGCCAUUCAACUCAUUGUUCCCACCUUUACCUUCGUUUCAGGCGACCAUUAUCCCGCCGCCUAGGAUAACACUGCGACCUGCCAUCUGUCAUCGCCUACACCCCGCCACGACGACAUCGCUUUCUUUGGUACCAUGGUCCAUACACGCAGCAACAGCAAGGCACAGCCCGGCGCAUUCUUCUCCGCACCACCGGGUGACUUGGGGAAGACAGUUGCUACGGAUGCGCAACUCGACGACGAUAUUGCAACCCCGACGCUGAUAUCACCACCCGAGUCAAAGACGCCUCCGACCGCCUCCCACAAGCGUAACCAGAUCUUCCCCUCGAACCCGCUCGAUCGGAGCUCAGAACCCAUAGACGCGGCCGCUUUGACCAAGGCACUUGGUCACAUUGAGCAGGCAGGCCGAGUUAGGGAGCGGACGCCUACAGCGAGCCCAAGCCGAAAGCGCCCGCGCAUAUACGGCGACAGAUUCAUCCCAAAUCGCGCAGGCCAAGAUCUACAGGCAAGCUUCAAUCUCCUCCACGAUGAGGCAUCGCCCGCGACGCCGUCCAAAGCCAGGCGUACUCCCCACCAUGAACUGCAUUUCCAGAAGACUGAAGAGGCCAACCGCACAUACUCCGCCGUACUCCGCCAAGAGAUGUUUGAGGGCUCCGUGCCUCAAGCCUUUCCCCAGAGUUUGUCUCCGACCGACAGUGCCAACAUGCGAGGCGCAGGACGCUCACAUACUCCCCCAGCCAGGACUGCAGCUACAUUACCACCGCCUUCAGGGACGCCGUCAACCCCGCACAAAAAUCUUUUCUCAUACUCGGGCCAGCCAACUCCGUCACGGACGCCUUCAAGUCGGCACGGCAUCCUUAAUCUCAACGCCCGCUCAGAUCUAUACAGCCUAUCACCAAUCAAAUACAGCAGCCAGCGCAUGCUUCUCAGUCCCCAACGCCAAGCCCGUGCCGUCUCCAAGGUGCCAUACAAGGUUUUGGAUGCACCGGAUCUUGCUGAUGACUUCUACCUCAACCUCGUCGACUGGGGUAGCCAAAACACCCUUGGAGUAGGCCUCGGCUCAUGUGUUUACAUGUGGAACUCAAGUAGUGGCCGCGUCACCAAGCUUUGCGAACUACAAGACGAUUCCGUCACAAGUGUCAACUGGAUACAGCGUGGAUCACACAUUGCAGUUGGCACGAAUCGAGGUCAAGUACAAAUCUGGGACGCACAGACUCAGCGACGUCUCCGUACCAUGACAGGUCAUACUGCUAGGGUCGGCGCCCUUGCAUGGAACGAACACAUCCUCACUUCUGGAUCAAGAGACCGCACAAUCUACCAUCGCGACGUCCGACAACCAGAGCAAUGGCUUCGAAAGCUUGUCGGUCACAAGCAAGAAGUCUGUGGUCUCAAGUGGAACCAAGAAGAUGGACAACUCGCCUCUGGAGGCAACGACAACAAGCUCAUGGUGUGGGAGAAACUCAACGCCGAGCCCACUUUCAAGUGGAGUGAACACCAAGCUGCUGUCAAGGCCAUUGCUUGGAGCCCUCACCAGCGUGGUCUCCUUGCUAGCGGUGGUGGUACCGCAGACCGAACCAUCAAAUUCUGGAAUACCCUCGUCAACUCCAACGGUCCAUCAGCAUCAGCCCUGGCAUCCGCCUCCGCUGCUGCCUCAGCUGCGUCAACAGCCAACAUCCCCUUAUCACCCACCGCACCAGCCAACCUCAUCAACAGUCUUGACACCGGAAGUCAAGUUUGCAACCUAGCAUGGUCUAAAAACAGCAACGAAAUCGUCUCCACACAUGGCUACAGUCAGAACCAAAUCAUUGUCUGGAAAUACCCAAGCAUGCAACAAGUCGUCUCGUUGACAGGCCAUACCUACCGUGUCCUCUACUUGGCCAUGAGUCCAGACGGUCAGGUCAUCGUCACGGGUGCUGGCGAUGAGACUCUGCGAUUCUGGAAUGCGUUCAAGAAGAAGGAGCGCACUGGGGGUCUUAGCAGUAUGGAUAGUUGGGGCGUCAUUCGCUGACGACUUGUUUCUGUUCUGCAACCAGACUUCUACGAAAGUGUACUAUAGGACUGAUUUCGCGGUUCCUCGCAUGUUCAGUCCAUGUUACUUCCUUUCUUGCAACGAUUUCAGCGGCAUUUUCUUGUAUGGUUAUGAUUAGUACCUGGGCUUUAUCUUAUCAUGAGCAUGGGUGGUGUUUUGGGCGUUCUGAGCGGCGA
Alternaria alternata is the source of this 2364-nucleotide messenger RNA. RefSeq names its product WD40 repeat-like protein. Gene Ontology annotation, cellular component: anaphase-promoting complex. The record is from RefSeq and is a predicted model, not a curated record. The coding region runs from base 296 to 2167 and encodes 623 amino acids. The transcript is spliced from 4 exons. NCBI's taxonomy places the organism in Eukaryota, Fungi, Ascomycota, Dothideomycetes, Pleosporales, Pleosporaceae. Gene Ontology annotation, molecular function: ubiquitin ligase activator activity; anaphase-promoting complex binding; protein binding. Gene Ontology annotation, biological process: positive regulation of anaphase-promoting complex-dependent catabolic process; anaphase-promoting complex-dependent catabolic process; positive regulation of ubiquitin protein ligase activity.